AAAAUUGAAGGAUGGAUCCAGAUGCAGUCAAGUCGACGCUCUCGAAUCUGGCGUUCGGAAACGUAUUGGCGGCAGCUGCUAGAGAUUAUAAAAAGGAAGUGCUAGCAAAUGAGAAGGCGCAAUCAUCAAAACAUGUCAAUGAGGAGGUUGAUCUUGAUGAGCUUAUGGAUGAUCCAGAGCUAGAAAAAUUGCACGCUGAUAGGAUUGCAGCACUCAAGAGAGAAGUUGAGAAGAGAGAAUUGUUCAAAAGACAAGGGCAUGGUGAAUUUCGAGAGGUAAGCGAGGGGGAUUUCUUGGGAGAAGUCACUAGGAGUGAGAAAGUGAUUUGUCAUUUCUACCAUAAGGAGUUUUACCGCUGCAAGAUUAUGGACAAGCAUCUGAAGACUCUUGCGCCUAGACAUGUCGACACUAAGUUCAUUAAAGUGGACGCAGAGAAUGCUCCUUUCUUUGUCACAAAACUAGCAAUAAAGACUUUGCCUUGCGUUUUGCUCUUCAGCAAGGGAAUCGCGGUAGAUAGGCUAGUUGGGUUCCAGGAUCUUGGCACAAAGGACGAUUUCACCACGACUAAACUAGAGAACGUUCUGAUUAAGAAAGGAAUGCUCAGCAAGAAGAAGAAAGAGGAAGAUGAUGAAGAUGCUGAAUACCAAGAGAGCAUUAGGCGUUCGGUUAGGUCUUCAGAGAAUCUGGACUCUGACUCCGACUGAUCAAGCAAGCUCUCAUCACUUGUCUCUGUUUUGCCUUUUACUCUUUUGUUAUAUGUUAUUAGAGAAUGAAACUUCGAUAUAAUAUCCAAACGGUUCAAUGUUACAUGACGUUUUAUGUUGCUAUAUAUAAUGCAUACAUAAACAUUAAACGGUUUGCUUGAAAACGUGCCAUCAUCAGGUCCUGCGUGUUGGAGUUUUCGUCCACACUCCUCCUCUAAAACCGACAUCUUCUAUAGGAAAAGUCUCUAGCUCCGGACACCAGUUUGCGUGCACUGUCCUAAGGUACGGCAUGGACCGUUGAAGCUCUUCCCAAUCUAUCUCUAGUUCCGACAAGGAAUGAAACAUCAAAGCUUCGAUUCUCCAGUGAGUGUUGCUCUCAGUUUCCCAGAAUCUCUGAUGCAUUUUGGCCAAAUUACCUGAGCAUAUUGACAUGUACCUCAACAUCGGAAGGCUUUUAGGACUCAACCACGAGGGACUCAACUUUCCAGGGUAGAACUCUAGAGAAAGCUCAUGGAGCUGGUGUGGAGGGGUGAGAGCAUCUAUUUUGGUUACAAGAUCAUCUCCAUAGCUGUCAUAGCAGUUGAUAGAGACUAACAUAAGCUUGGAUAAGUUUAUCAGAGAGUCAAGCUCAUCGUCUUGGAUUUGGUCGCCACGUGUCAGAGAAAGACCAAGUUUCCUGAGGUUUGUGAGGUUUCUGACUUCACUGAGCUUGCAUCCAUUGCUUGACAUGGACGGCUUAAACCCCAACAGCACUUCGAGGCUCCUGAGGCUUCCUAUUCCCUUGGGGAAGUACUCAAGUGAACCACAGUUUGUCAUGUCAAGCACAAGGAGUUUCUUGAACAUGACAAUGCAAGGCUGAAGCUGUUUCAGAUUCUGACAGUAGCUAGCGUCUAGAAUCUGCAGAUUCUGGAGAUCUUCCAUGGAACGUGGUAGCUGGAUCAAUGGAUGUGUGUUGCUCAUGCUAAGACACGCCAAGUGCUUAAGGCUCGCAAUCUCAUCCAAAAUAUCAGAGAGAGGAGCAUCAAAUAUGGACUUUGAGAUGUCGAGAACUCGCAGGUACUUGCAGUCAGUGAACUUCUUGGCUAGCUCUGAGUUAAGCUUGUUCACUUCACCUGUCUUGGUUGUUGACACAAGGCCUCUUAGUCUAUGGUUAACUCUGAUCUGCUUCUCCUCAAAGUUUCCACUAAUCCCAAGGUGACGACAGUUGAGGCCUUCAGGGUUAGAGAAGGAAUCAUUCUUUGCUAUAUCGAUGACCAGAUCACGAACCAUGUCAUGAAUCUUGCAAGUGAGGAUAGUUCCACUAUAUGUUUUGUCAACAACUUCAACCAGACAACGGUUAGUGAGUCCUGAAAAGCAGUCUUCUCCUGACUCAGUUGCAGAUCUUCCGUUUCUCAACAUGACAAACCCUUCUCCUAUCCAUCCAUGAACCAACUGCUGCUUCGGUAUAACACAGUCUUCUGGAUACAGUGAGAGCGUGAGAAAACAUGACUUGAGAUGUGAAGGGAGUUCAUCAUAGCUUAACUGCAGAGAAGACAUCACAUUGUCUGUUUCAGAAGCGUUUCCUUUUAGUUCAUCCUGAAAAUACUCUGAGAUUCGUUUCCACUCAUGAUAGACAUGUUCCUUACACAGAAGCAACCCACCAACGGCUUUGAUCGUUAAAGGCAAGCCUUUACACUUGGUCACAAUCUCCUUCCCAACAUCUUCCAGCUCAGACCUCUCACAGACACCGUUGUUUCCUGCAAACGCCACUUUACAAAACAGCAACCAGCUGUUGUCAGGACUAAGUAGUUCCGGACGGUGAGUCUUGUCCUCCCUCGCCUGAACCUUUACAGCAACAGAUUCUGAUCUUGUCGUCACAAUAACGCUGCCUCCUUGUCCUCUAGGCAGUCCUGUGCAGAUCUUGUCCCACCAGCUCAAGUUCUUGUCCCAUACAUCGUCCAUCACAAUCAAAUACCGUUUCCCCAUAAGAUACUGCUGGAUCUUCCUCAGCAAUGUUCCGAGAUCAUCUCCAACGCUUGCGUCACCUAAGUUUCUCAAGAUGCUUCUCAUGAUCUGUUCUUCAGUAAAGGUUUGAGACACAGAGACCCAUAUCCUUCUUUCGAAACAGUUCUCUAUCUCUUUGUCGUUGAACACUUCUUGAGCUAUAGUGGUUUUACCUAACCCUCCCAUUCCUACAAAGGCCAUCAUCAGCAACUCGCUCUCGUUUGACUUGAAGAGCCACUCUUUGAUCUUUCUUUUGUCUCCUUCGAGACCAACCACUUGGGUAUGGUCAUACACAGGAGAGCUCCAACGAUCGGUGCCAUUGUCUCUACCGACAUUACUUGGCGUCCUGAACUUGAAGUAAGGCUCGACUUUAGUCUUUAUGGAUGAUAUCUUCUCGUUGAUCUCUUUGAGACGUUUGCUUUUCUUGUACUGGAGGGAGACACGAGCAGGGUAGAGCCGUGAAAGCCACGCGUUUGAUGAAGGUCUUUGCUCGUUGUUGUCCUCUUCAGCUUCAUUACCAUCCUCGAGCUGACAGUCAACAAGUAUGUCCUCAGCUUCGUAGACCAACUCUCGCAAGUCUGAGAUGAGUUUGCGCAACACCUCGUGCGUCCUCUUCUUCCUCUCUGCGUCUUUGAGAAAAGACUGCAUAUACUGCAACUCAUCUUGCAGAUCUUUCAACUGUUUGUUGUAUUCCGACACAACUCGGCCUUUUUCUUCGAGGAUUUUCAGGGCUUUUUCAAGACACACUGUCACCACAGCGUCCACCAUUUCUCUGCAGCUGAAAGAAGCAAUAAUCUCAAUCAAACGGCUAUAGAAUCACCAAGUCAAGAUAAGACUAAUCGGUGUGUUCUCAAGAAACAUGUUAGAAUCCUAGAAAAUAGAGAUGAAUCUUAACCAAUCUUUUUGGUAACAGAACACUUACAAGGGAGUUAGUGAGCAGACAAGGAUCUGAAGCUGAAGCUUGUGUGGUCUUUGGAUCUUUGCUUUGUUCGACUUUUCAACUUGGUUUCAAGAAACUUUAUCGAAAUGGAAGUCAAUGGUUUUACAUUUGUAAGUCAAGAGUCAACUAUACUCAUUUUCUUGGUUACUUGCUACCGACUACGAACUUUGUUUCUUUAGCAUUAUCAUUGAACUGGAAUGGGCCCGUUUAGAUAGAAAUUGUUGAUAAAUUCAACAUUUC
Molecule: messenger RNA, 3867 nt
Organism: Eruca vesicaria subsp. sativa (arugula)
Lineage: Eukaryota; Viridiplantae; Streptophyta; Magnoliopsida; Brassicales; Brassicaceae
Source: the annotation of a GenBank genome assembly